AGAGUGGUGGUUGUGGAAGACAUAAAACGAUGGAAGUGUAUGCUUGAACUUCCUGGGCAACCAAAAGAGAAUUUGAUUGAAGCUUUGGAGGAGCUGAAGAAGAAGAUACCUUCCAAAGAAGUGUUACUUUCAACAAAAAUAGGUCACACAGUGAAUAAGAUGCGCAAACAUUCAGAUCACGAUGUGGCCAGCCUCGCCAAAGAUAUUUACACGGAGUGGCGAACUUUCAUCAAAAACCAUUCAAACAAGCCCUCAAUAGAGGUCAGGAGCGAUCCCAAGAGCGAGGCUUUCAGAAAGAACGCACGGAAGCUGCUUUGUGAAGCCCUGGAUCUAGAGAUUGAUCACCCACUGGCUGAAAAUAUUGAGCGAGAAGCUUUUCAUCUCUCUUCCCGUCUCAUUAGCACACCGUAUCGCAGAACGGUGCGAGCUCUUGUCUUCUCAUUAAAGCACAAACCUGAAAUCCGAGCAGAAGUCAAGACUGGCACGCUCACUGUCCCUGCGUUUGUACAGAGCCAUAAAAAGUGA
This is a messenger RNA of Balearica regulorum gibbericeps (East African grey crowned-crane), 525 nucleotides long. The record is from RefSeq and is a predicted model, not a curated record. Lineage: Eukaryota; Metazoa; Chordata; Aves; Gruiformes; Gruidae.